This is a messenger RNA of Bursaphelenchus xylophilus (pine wood nematode), 1502 nucleotides long. The record is from the annotation of a GenBank genome assembly. Lineage: Eukaryota; Metazoa; Nematoda; Chromadorea; Rhabditida; Aphelenchoididae.
AUGCAGUGCGCGAGUUUGGUUUUCUUUGAUCUUGAGACACCCGGGUUGAUCCAGGAGUUGGACAAGAAUGAUCCGCGAAGAGCCCCGAGGGUACGGCCGGGUGAUAAUCAACGAAGUGUCCAGCAAAUCUUUGAUCUUUACGAUCAAGCCGACCAAACCAAAGAAACUAAAAUCCCCAAGAUCAUGGAAUUGUCAAUGGUCGCGCUACCCAGAGAAGACUUCUUCCGUUGCAUCACGCAAGUCGCCGAACAACAUAAGGACGGAAAGAAGGAUUUUCGGUUAGAAAGAGUCGCCUGUCCAAUAAUAACAUUACAGUGCAAUCCAGGGUUGUCAGAAGCCCAAUGGGAACAAUACGACAAGCGAGGGCAGUAUAAAUGUAAGUCUGCCUAAAGAUUACUUAUAUAAUUACAGUUACGAAUCUGUUGAGAGAAGAUGUUGCCAAUAAGCUGACGUUCAGACAAAAUUGGCCCAUUAUCCGGAAUUUUCUUGACGUUUUACCAGCUCCAAUCGCUUUAAUAGCUCACAACGGAUUGAAUUUUGACUUCAGGAUUCUACUAAACGAACUGAAGAGGAAUGAUUUGAUGACCAGCCAAAUUUUCAAGGAGAAGGUCGUCUUUGCAGACACUCUUUUGGCAUUCCAAAGCAUCGAGAAGGCCCAUCACGCUGUUGUGCGGACGGUUACCGAGUCAAUUGAUUGGAGUCGAGGUAAGAAGUCCUCUUAUGUUGAUCUUGCUUUAGUUAGGCCACACUCCCCAGAGGAAAUGCAAGUGGAUGACUCUCAACAAGAAGCCCCGACGUCUUCCAUGUUUCAGGGGAACGAAGGAGAGGGAGAUAACGAAAAUACCAGACUGAAUGCUUCUACCAAUAGUAUACGAUCAGGACUAGAAGUUCUGGAUGAGUUUUUGGAUCCGGAUUUCUCCGAUGCGACUCCCACAGCUAGUAUCUUGAAACGCCCGGCAGCGCAUCAAUUGGGAUUAUUAACUCCAAAUAAACGGCCUCCCCCACCAAUUAAUCCUUGCAAAACUGCGCCACCGAAGUUUAAGUGAGUCCCUGAAAGUAAUAUCUAAAAAGUAAUACUUUUAUUUCAGUCUUCAAAGAGGCUUCUUCGAGAAAUGUGCACGAAAUAACCCUCUCAGGUUCAUGAAACACACUGAGUGGUCACCGGCAAAGGUCCACAGAAUACGUGAUGACUUUUUUAUGUAAGUUUGUGAUAGAUUGGUCAUGUUUAUUGUUUCCAACAUACAUUUUAUGUUUUUAGAAAACACGCAGAUGGAUCCUGGAGCUUCCACACACAAAAUGCCGAGAAAUACUUUGUCGAAAACGGGAGAUUCAAAUUGCAGCAGAUAUACAAAGAUGUUUUCCGAGCCGAUUACAAAGCGCACAUGGCCCAAGAAGAUUGCAUAGCUCUUCUUCAGGUCUGUUCGGCUUAUGGAAAGGACUUUCUGAAUUAUAUCGACACCUUUGCCAUGCCUUUAAGGCAAUACGAUCCAAUAUCUAAUUAA